GGGAAAGCAGAGACCAGAGUUGAGUUCGCAUAUCUUAGCGUGGGCUGAACCCAAUCCAUCCUAAGCAGUAGCCGAACUCUCCGUCUCUACCCACUCUUCCCGCCACCAUGGCCGCCGCCGCCAUGUGCUUGCCCCAUUCUCUCUCCCCUCCCUUUCAAGCCACUCGCCGCCGCCCAGCGCCUCCCUCCUGCUUGCACUCUGAGCGCGGCGUCUCCUUCGACCCCGGCUCCGCCUUCUACCGCAGCGACAGCGCCGCGGGCCGCGACCUCGCCGUCCUCGCGGCCACGCUCCACCGCCGCCACGGCCGCCUCGAUCCCUCCGCCCCGUUCCUGUGCCUCGACGCGAUGUGCGGCUGCGGCGUCCGUGCCCUCCGCUACCUAGCGCAGGCUGGCGCCGACUUCGUCUGGGCCAACGACGCCUCCGAGGCGCUCCGCCCUGUCAUCGUCGCCAACCUCUCCCGCUUCGAGCGGGGUUCGCCGCCGGCGGAAGCGGGGCGCAGGAGGUGGGUCGUGUCGCACAACGACGCCACCCGGCUGCUAGCGGAGCGGUACCUCCGGCGCGAGUACUUCGACGUCAUCGACGUGGACUCGUUCGGUGGCGACGCCGCGUAUGUAAGGGCGGCGCUCUUGGCGCUCAAGAUUGGGGGCCUUCUCUACCUGACGUCCACGGAUUGGCGGUCGGCGAGAGGGUAUGGUUCGAGAAGCUCUUUGUCUUCAUAUGGAGCAUAUGUUCGUCCAAUGCCAUAUCCGAAUGAGGUUGGUUUACGAAUGGUUAUAGGUGGUGCUGCGCGGGAAGCAGCUCUUCUGGGAUUUCACAUAAGACCAGUAUUCUCGUAUUUUGCAUAUCAUGGUCCUAUUUAUCGAGUGAUGGUACAAUUAUGCAAUGGAAAAGAUAAUGACACCAGUAAUUAUGGCUUCAUUACUCAUUGCAAGAGUUGUGGCCAGUCUCAGACUUUUGGAUUUGAUGAGCUGGGGCAGAUUUCUUGCGGUUGUACAGACAGAACAGAUGACGAUUUGAUCGCUGUUGUAGGCCCACUUUGGACAGGUCCCCUCCAUGAUGCAUCUUUCCUUACUGAAAUGCUAAGCUUGGCUGAUGAAUGGGGAUGGGCAUACACAAGUGAGAAUGUCACUUUGGAAAAACUCCUUAGCACGAUGAUUGAGGAGAGUGACCCACGGUUGCCUCCAGGAUAUAUUAGACUUGACGAGAUUUCAAGACGAGCAAAAAUUAACUCUCCACCACUCGGUACGCUCAUCAAUUCUCUACGAAAGGAAGGCUUUUCAGCUUGUCGAUCUCAUAUAGGUACAAAUGUAAUCAAGACCAACUGUCCAAUUUCUUCUUGCAUCGAUGUGGCACGGGAGAUCCGAAACUUGCGAUGAAUGCCAACUGCAUUCUUUGUGAUUCACCAAGUAGAGAGUUCUUUUGACCGUUGUAGCACAAAGCAGCUGCGAAAUGAGCACUUUGUUCCAAGUGGAUCUUUCAUUGUGGCAGUAACUGGAAGGCAGAUUUUUUUGCUCACAAGCAAGACCUGUUGUCGCGAGCUACACACGUUUCGCAUCAUGGUGCCUGUUGUUUGCAUGUUUGUGAUAGGCAUCCGUAGUUCACCUGUUUGUAUACAGGCAACUUUUAUUCCUUUUGUUUUCUUUUUAAUUCUUUGGCAGCGAUGAUGCAGAACUUGUAAGAAUGAUUAUAAAUGCAGGUUAGGGGAAAUUACCAGAUGAGGAUGUAAAAUGUAUUCCCUCCGACGUCGUGGACUCAUCUUGCCCUAGAUACCAUAUGUUUAUGAACAAAGAUAAUAGAUUUUUUAUGACGUUAUUGUGGAGCUUUCGGUUGCGGACAUA
Messenger RNA from Panicum virgatum (switchgrass), 1838 nucleotides. Its product is annotated as tRNA (guanine(26)-N(2))-dimethyltransferase-like. Gene Ontology annotation, molecular function: RNA binding. The transcript is spliced from 6 exons. Gene Ontology annotation, cellular component: nucleus. NCBI's taxonomy places the organism in Eukaryota, Viridiplantae, Streptophyta, Magnoliopsida, Poales, Poaceae. The record is from RefSeq and is a predicted model, not a curated record. Gene Ontology annotation, biological process: tRNA N2-guanine methylation. The coding region runs from base 108 to 1376 and encodes 422 amino acids.